CCGUCACAGCCUCCUUUCUUUAGCUUUUCUUAGCUGGUUAGCGCUUGAACUGCAUCCAUGCAUUGAUUAGGCGCCGUCUAAAGCCACACCGAUGACGACUAAUCUACCUGAAUUACAUACGCAGUUGAUGAGUCCCGGCCUCUCCUUGUGCUGAAUUUUACAUUUUAUAAUCUGGCCUUUUUCCGCUGUCCCAGCUGUGGAGGCGGUAUACGGACUUCCUUCCUUGACCGGUUUCCUAGGCUCCGAAAUCCGAAAUACGAACGAUAGACAACAAACAGCAAUAACCGCCCGUUCCCCCCUACAAUUGAAUAGAGAAGGACUCGGACAGGAUAUUCACCAUGGCGGACGACCAGGUUCAUGAAGGUGCCUCUGUCAAAGAGCAGCUGAUCGAAGCCUGCCGCCGAAACAACGUUGACCUUUUGAACGAGAUCAUCUCGAACUGCAAGAAUGACGACGAGAUAACCGACCUCAUGAACAAUACCACCACCAUCAUGGGAAAUCAUCUAUACCACGAAGCCGCGCUUCAGGGGAACUACGAAAUAAUCGACACCCUCCUCGACCAACCCAACUUCGAAUGCGACCCCCUCUCGCGCGCCGAAGGCGACACGCCCCUGCACAGCGCCAUCCGGUGGAUCAACAGCGAGCCCCCAGCCCAACGCGCCUUCGGCAACGCGCUCAUAACAAUGAUGCUCGAAGCCGGGUCCAGCACGCGCGUGCGCAACAAAGCCAAGCUCACCGCGUCCCAGCUCGUCGACCCCCGCAACACGGGCCUCCGCGACUUGAUCCGCGAACACGAGUACACGGAGCUAAACGCGGGCGAUUUUAUUGAUGCGGCGAAGAGGGAUAAGGAUAUUGGCAAGAAACCGGUGGCGUCGAGUAAGGGUGUGGCUGGGGAUGUGGGGAGUGAUGAUGAUGAUGAUGAUGAUGCGGAGUUCUCCGGGAGUGAUGAGGAGGAACGGGCGGAGUGGGAGAGACGACGGAAGAAUAAGGGGCGGUGAAGGGGCGG
This is a messenger RNA of Annulohypoxylon maeteangense, 1006 nucleotides long. RefSeq lists its product as uncharacterized. NCBI's taxonomy places the organism in Eukaryota, Fungi, Ascomycota, Sordariomycetes, Xylariales, Hypoxylaceae. Gene Ontology annotation, molecular function: protein binding. The transcript has 3 exons. The coding region runs from base 339 to 998 and encodes 219 amino acids. The record is from RefSeq and is a predicted model, not a curated record.